AUGUUGUCCCUUGCUCGAAUCGCACUGCUUGUGCUUCCAGUGGCACUCGCAUUUCCAGCUCCAACUCCUGUGGCUGUUCCAGUGGCAGUUCCACAUCCUAUGAUCACACCUCGUGCAUCAUUGACCGAUAGAACACCUACCAGAGUCCAAAACCGCGAUCUUCUCGAUUCGAUUAAAGGCGCAGGAAGCUAUGUGGAGAGUGUCCUGGGAUCGUUCCCUUCAUAUGUUGCUUCGGGAGUACCCAACUUCUUCCAGGACUUCCCGACAGGAACGGCAGUCCAAAGCAGCUUGAGCAUAAGUGAUGGAGAUCUGGAUGCAGCUCCUACACAAGUCUUGAACAUACCAUCCUACGCCAACUGGACAGAACAAGGAUGGAACCUUCGAUUCCGCGGGAACGUAUUCAAACAGCCCAACAUUUCCGAAUCGAAGCUCAAUGACCUCGCAAACGUCUUCCUGAUCGGAACGAAAAUCGAAGACCUCCCACCCGCACAACAGACUCAAGCUCGUAACUUGACGGCUGAGAUCUUCGUUGUCCAGCAAGGAGAUCGAAAUGUCUCAUUCAAUAUCGAGCCCGCGUCGAGCCAGGGCAACGAUGGUACAAGUGGAGGCAGUAAUGCAGUUACUCCAGGCGGAGGGUCGCAAAACAUCACACUUGUUGGACAGACUACAGAUCAGGGAGAUUUUGAUCAAUUCCUUCCAAUUGCCAAUGUCUCCGGACCAGGUGGAUUCCUUAAGCCUGGAAACACCACAACCAACCUCCAGCGGCUGAACAUCUACGCCACGGGAACAGACACUGGAAAUGCAACCUCCUAUCUAGUACCAACCGUCGGCCUUACAAUCAUCUCAGACAUCGACGACAUUCUCCGCAUCACCAAGAUCUACGACCCUGCAGAAGGUCUCUUAAACUCCUUUGCCCGCGCUUUCGUCCCUUGGAUGAACAUGCCGGAAAUAUAUGCAAACUGGAGCCAAAGCAUUCCCGAUUUCCAUUUCCACUACCUCACGACUACUCCUGAGCAAGUAACUCGCAAUUAUAUGGAUUUCAUCUACAAGACCUACCCUGGAGGAUCAUUCGAUACUCGUCCCCUCAACUUCUCAGACGUAUCCGCGACACUCUCCAUCCGCAAAUACCUCCUCGACCGCAUCUUCCAGACCUAUCCAAACCGAAAGUUCAUCCUCGUGGCCGACACGUCCAACUCGGACGUGAUGAAGGACUAUCCGAAAAUGGCAACCGAAUACCCCGGCCAAGUGCAAUGCAUUUUCCUGCGUAACACAUCAUCUACGGAUUCAAGCGAUAAGUUUCCGUAUGAUACGUCUGGGUUCAAGGGCUUGGAUAAUAGCACUUAUAUGUUCUUCAAUGUGCCCGACGAUUUGAGGGGCUUGGAUAUCAUGAAUGGGCAGUGUGUAAAUGCGACGGUGAAGCAAGAUGUUACGUUUAGUUACCAAGGACUGCCGUUCGGCCUGAGUAAGAAGAGUGCGGGAGGCAGAGUGGACGUUACCGGGAAGGUUGUGAUGGCUGGGCUGGUUAUGAUUUUUGCAGCGGUGUUUGGGGGUUUGUAA
Cadophora gregata is the source of this 1557-nucleotide messenger RNA. RefSeq lists its product as uncharacterized. The record is from RefSeq and is a predicted model, not a curated record. Gene Ontology annotation, cellular component: actin cortical patch. The transcript is spliced from 2 exons. Gene Ontology annotation, molecular function: phosphatidate phosphatase activity. Bases 1 to 1557 code for a protein of 518 amino acids. NCBI's taxonomy places the organism in Eukaryota, Fungi, Ascomycota, Leotiomycetes, Helotiales, Ploettnerulaceae.